This is a messenger RNA of Polyodon spathula (Mississippi paddlefish), 1859 nucleotides long. RefSeq names its product prolactin-releasing peptide receptor-like. Gene Ontology annotation, molecular function: neuropeptide Y receptor activity; neuropeptide binding. The coding region runs from base 549 to 1856 and encodes 435 amino acids. The transcript is spliced from 2 exons. NCBI's taxonomy places the organism in Eukaryota, Metazoa, Chordata, Actinopteri, Acipenseriformes, Polyodontidae. The record is from RefSeq and is a predicted model, not a curated record. Gene Ontology annotation, cellular component: neuron projection; plasma membrane. Gene Ontology annotation, biological process: G protein-coupled receptor signaling pathway.
GGAAAAAAAACAGGGUUAAAAAAAAAAUCAAUUGACGACAAGAAAAAAUACAAACAAAAGCAGUGAUUCAUUAAAUCAAGCUUGCAUUUUAUGAAUAAUCUGCUGAACUGUAUAAGAGGGUAUUAUGAGAGUGAUCAUACAGUGUUCACUUUUAUCAGAAAGAGGCUUACAAAAAGGGUCCUUAGCAAAAUAAAUCUUAAAGUUCAAAAUAUUGAUAUCAAUCCUGUAUAGACAUAUUUAACCCUUUCAUGCAUGGCGACCUCAUAUGGGGACGGAUCUAAAAAAAAUCCAAACACAUUCUGGUCUUUAUCUGGGAACAUGGAAAACGUAAAUGCACGACGGCUUCAUUUCAACCCAACGCAAAUUUUUUCCUCUAUAUAAAGCAAUGGGCAAUUAACUAAAAAGUAAAUGAAAAUAUAUAUUUAUUACGCGUCCCAAAACGAUCAGCUAUAGUGAAUAUGCCAUGCAUGAAAAGCUUCUUUUGAUGUUUAAUAAUUGCUAAUUCAAUUAUUUUUUGACAGCUGUCAUUUAACCCCUGCCCUCCCGUGAUGGAAGACAGCGGCAGCGGCUGGGAGCCGGGCAGGACCGUGUCCCCUCCACACCCUAACGGGAGCUACGCUGCCAAACCGACGGGGGUCUCGGGGAGCGGCGGCGGUGCCUCCGAGCUGCGCAACGCCUCCAGCUCCAACUCCAGUUCCCAGUUCGCCGGGGUGGAGCUGCUGCAGUCCUUCAAGCCGCUCAUCAUCCCCUGCUACGCGCUGGUGGUGCUGAUCGGGGUCUGCGGGAAUUACCUCUUGCUUUACAUCAUCUGCCGCACUCGGAAGAUGCACAGCGUCACCAACUUCUUCAUCGGGAACCUGGCCUUCUCCGACAUGCUGAUGUGCGCCACCUGCGUGCCCUUCACCCUCGCCUACGCCUUCAACCCGCGCCGCUGGGUCUUCGGCCGCUUCAUGUGCUACCUGGUGUUCCUCAUUCAGCCCGUCACGGUCUACGUGUCUGUGUUCACUCUGACCGCCAUCGCCUUGAACCGGUACCACACCACAGUGCACCCCCUGAAGAAGCGGAUCUCGGUGCCUGUGUGUGCCUACGUGCUGGUGGGGAUCUGGCUGCUGUCCUGUGCCUUGGUGGCGCCGGCUGUCGCGCACACCUACCACGUGGAGUUCCGGGUGGAGGGCUUCACCAUCUGUGAGGAGUUCUGGAUGGGGCAGGAGCAGGAGCACCUGGCCUACGCCUACAGCACGCUGGUCAUGACCUACAUCCUGCCCCUGUCCGCCCUGUCGCUCUCCUACCUGUGCAUCUCCGUCAAGCUGCGCAGCCGUGUGACCCCGGGCCAGCCCUCCUGCAACCGGUCCACCGAGUCCUGGCGGGAGCGCAAGAUCCGGAAGAUCUUCCGCCUGGUGGUCCUGGUGGUGUCCGCCUUCGGGAUCUGCUGGCUCCCCAUCCACGUGUUCAACGUGCUUCGGGACAUUGACAUCAACCUCAUCGAUAAGCCCUACUUCCUGCUCAUCCAGUUGCUGUGCCACUGGUGCGCCAUGAGCUCUGCCUGCUGCAAACCCUUCUUGUACGCCUGGCUGCACGACCGCUUCCGAGCAGAGCUGCGCAAGAUGGUCACCUGGCGGAGACGCUGCUGCUGCUGCCGCGGGGGGGUCAUCCUCCCUCACAGCAACUCCGUGGCCAUCAGCGUCAUGCUGCGAGGAGGAAGAGGGUCCGGUGAAGCUAGAGAGGGCAGAGAGAGACUGGGUGGAGAUCUUCAGAGGUCGGUCAGGUUUGUCUUCUCCAGUAACGCUUGUCAGGCUAUGAGGACCAGGGGAGAGAGGGAGCAGAGAGGCCAGUGUGGAGAGUCCGCGGCUGGGUAGGAA